This is a messenger RNA of Sphaeramia orbicularis (orbiculate cardinalfish), 4288 nucleotides long. RefSeq names its product ring finger protein 40 (gene rnf40). Lineage: Eukaryota; Metazoa; Chordata; Actinopteri; Kurtiformes; Apogonidae. The transcript has 20 exons. Gene Ontology annotation, molecular function: ubiquitin protein ligase activity; metal ion binding. Gene Ontology annotation, cellular component: HULC complex; nucleus. Bases 69 to 3080 code for a protein of 1003 amino acids. The record is from RefSeq and is a predicted model, not a curated record.
ACGUCCUGUAGUUUCCCUGGAUGUCCUGAGCUACAUUUUCAGUUGCUCCUUGUUAAGGGGAAGGAAGGAUGUCAGGUGCUGGGGGAGGCAAGCGCCCCUUGGGAGGGGACAGCCCCCCUGGCCCACCUGAGAAGAAGAGCAAAAAAGAGGAGAAAACCACCACUACUCUCAUUGAGCCCAUUCGCAUAGCUGGAGUCUCCUCAACAGAAGAAAUGGACAUGAAGGUACUCCAGUUCAAGAACAAGAAGUUGUGUGAACGGCUGGAACAGAGGCAGGCAAUGGAAGAUGAGUUACGUGAGAAAAUUGAGAAACUGGAGAAGAGGCAAGCCACUGAUGACACCACCCUGCUGAUUGUCAACCGCUACUGGUCUCAGAUGGAAGAAAACAUGCAUGUUCUGCGCAAACGUAUUGAGCCAGAAGCUCCAGUACCAUCUACUCCUGCCCCAUCCUCUGCCCCUCUCCCUGACCCUUCACCGAUGGAGGAAGAUGGCAUGAAUCUAGUUUCUCCAGCCACUGCUGUGCCUCCACCUCCCCUUCCAGAAACACAGAAUGAAGGGGAGCAGUCAGAGCAGCAACAAGAAGAACGUCAGGAGGAGCGACAGGAUGAGCAGCAGCAGCCUCCUCCUCCUGAAGGGUCAGAAGAUUUGUUGACACCUACAGAGCCACCACAUGAUCCACCAACAGAUGCACCUCCACCUCCUCCACCUAUAAGUGAGAAUGCCAAGGGUUUCCUGACUACGUUGGAGCACAGCAGUGAGGAGGAGCUCACGCUCCACCUUCAGGACCGAAUGCAGUUCAGUAAAGAAGCCAUUGCCUGCUUGGUUUGUGCCUUUGACAGGUUGCAUAGUCGCAUUGAUGACAUGUGCAAGCAAGUCCAGGCUGCAGCAUGCGAGGAUGAUAGUCAAUCUGAAAUCGUCAAUGUAAACCAAACUGUGCUGGACGAGAACAGACGACUGCGAGACCUGGCGACCCUCCUGCAAGGUCGACACCACAAGAUGUCCAUGGAGUAUAAUGAAUUAGUGGACAAAGUGACCAGUUCUGAGACCAAGGUGUCUGAGAUGGAGACGACUGUGGAGGACCUACAGUGGGACAUUGAGAAGCUCCGCAAUAGGGAACAAAAGCUUAAUAAGCAUCUUGCAGAGGCAAUGGAGCAGUUAAAGUCUGGAUACAGCAGCACUGGCAGUUCAGGAGGACUACCGGGUGGCCAGAUUACACUGAACAUUCAGAAGUUUGAGAGUCUCAAUGCAGAGUUGGAACACAAUCAGGAGUUGGCUAACAGCCGAAUGGCAGAAUUGGAGAAACUGCAGUUAGAACUACAAGAAGCUGUUAGGGAAAGCGAAAAGCUUAAGAUGGACUUGCGAAAUAUUCCAGAGGAGGUAGUGAAGGAAACCCUUGAGUACAAAUGUCUGCAGUCUCAGUUCUCCCUGCUGUACAAUGAGUCUCUUGGAGUGAAAACCCAGCUGGAUGAGGCACGGGCCCUUCUGCUCACUGCCAAGAACGCCCACCUCCGUCAAAUUGAGCACAUGGAGAGUGAUGAGCUGUCCCUUCAGAAGAAACUGCGGACGGAAGUCAUCCAGCUAGAGGAUACUCUGGCCCAGGUCCGCAAAGAGUAUGAGAUGCUGCGCAUUGAGUUUGAGCAGAACUUGGCUGCAAAUGAGCAAGCAGGACCAAUCAACAGGGAAAUGCGACAUUUAAUCAGCAGUCUGCAGAACCACAAUCUACAACUGAAAGGUGACGUGCAGCGCUUCAAGAGGAAGUUGCGAGAAACUCAAGUGGAGAUCAAUAAGCUACGUUGUCAGAGUGGCGACACCGGGGUUCUAAUUCUUGAGGAGACGACAAAUGACAGCAUUGAUGUUAAGAAAGAGGAAGAUGAGGACCAGGAAGAGGAGGAGGAGAGGAGGAAGGAACUGGAAAGACAGCGAGCCAGGGAAAGAGAGAGAGAAAGGGAGGCUGAGCGAGAAAGAGAGAGAGAACGGGAGCGAGAGCGGCAGCGCAGUGAUGAGAUGAAGAGGAAGGACUCUGAUACACUGAAGAUGCUCCGAGUAGAACUCAAGAAAGCCCAGGAGUCCCAGAAAGAGAUGAAGCUCCUGUUGGACAUGUAUAAAUCUGCCCCAAAGGAGCAGAGGGACAAAGUGCAACUCAUGGCAGCUGAACGCAAAUCUAAAGCUGAGGUUGAGGAGCUGAGGAUGCGAGUGAGAGAGCUAGAGGAGAGGGAGAGGAAGGAGAGCAAGAAACUGGCUGAUGAAGAUGCCCUGAGGAAGAUCAGAGUGGCAGAAGAGACUAUUGAGCAUCUGCAAAAGAAAUUAGCUGCUACUAAGCAGGAGGAGGAAGCUCUGCUGAGUGAGAUGGACGUAACAGGCCAGGCUUUUGAGGACAUGCAGGAGCAGAACAGCCGACUGCUGCAGCAGUUGCGGGAAAAGGACGACGCCAAUUUCAAACUGAUGAGUGAGCGAAUUAAGUCCAACCAGAUCUACAAGCUGCUGAAAGAAGAGAAGGAGGAGCUGGCUGACCAAGUUCUCACCUUUAAAACCCAGGUGGAUGCACAGCUGCUCGUUGUGCAGAAACUAGAAGAAAAAGAGGGUGUCCUCCAGAGUACGCUGGCCACUCUGGAAAAAGAGCUGGCUCUCCGGACACAAGCACUGGAACUCAACAAGAGGAAGGCGGUGGAGGCUGCCCAGCUGGCAGAGGACCUGAAGGUGCAGCUGGAGCACACGCAGGCCAAGCUUAAGGAGAUCCAGGUCUCUGUGGCUGAGAACCGCACUGCCCGGGAGAGGGAGAGCAGCAACCUGAAAAGAGCACAGGAGGAUCUGUCCAGGCUGAGACGGAAGCUGGAGAAACAGAAGAAGGUGGAGGUGUACUCCGAUGCAGACGAGAUCCUGCAGGAGGAGAUCAACCAGUACAAGGCCAAGCUCCGCUGCCCCUGCUGCAACAUGCGAGACAAGGAAACAGUGCUCACCAAGUGUUUCCACGUUUUCUGCUACGAAUGUCUGAAGAUGCGGUACGACACCCGACAGAGGAAGUGCCCCAAGUGCAACUGUGCCUUCGGAGCCAAUGACUUUCACCGCAUCUACAUCACCUAAUCCACGUAGAGACAGAGGGGCAUAAAAACAGUAGAGAGAACCAAAGGAGAGAAAGAAAUGACAAAGGAACUAAAUGUUGUGUGGAAUAUCAGAUAAGUUUCUUGUUGAAAAGACUUUGCAUCAUUGCCAGUUGGCAAUUAAUUUGGUGACCAAACAGAUAGUGACAUGUCUGACUGAGAGUGUUGUGCUGUAGUUAAUAAACACAGUUGUUUGUGCACACAGUGAUAUUCUUACAUGUUGAGCUGCUCUGCACUGAUUCCUGUCAUUUGCCAUUUUUGCCAGUGUGUAACAUCCUUUCUUUUAUGAAACCGUGCCCACUUUAAAAUAUUUCUGUAGAGGUUUUUUUUGUUGUUUUUUUUUUAAUGUAUUGAAAACUUCAGUGGUAAAUCUUCCUGCAGUGUUUCUUUGAAUUGUUUUGUCCUGCUGCUUUUGGAAAUCCCUCACAGUCAGUGAAGCUGGAAUUUAAACUUCAAAAAUUAAAAGAAACCAUUCUUUUCAGAGUUUAGGAUCACAUGUGUAAAAGUAAAUAUGUUUCCAAUAUAUGAAGUUAAACAUCCAGAAUUGCCCAACCUCCUUGGUUAGGCUAUAGUAUUAACAAUGCCUGAAAGACGUCAGCUAGUUUGGCACUCAGUCAGUACAUACAGGAGUGUUUGGAUCACCUUGGGCAAGGUCCUCAGUGUGUGUUCAUCCUGUUGCCAUGGUUCCUAUUGGAGAGUUUGACACAACAUCUGCAGCUUAUAGUGCCUCAUUACUGAUGAAAUCACUCCAGUGGAAAGUCAGCUCAUAUGGGUGUCCUUAGUGGGCUGUGCAGCUCCAGGUCCUCUCAGUCCGCUUUCCUAAAGGUUAGCCGUGACAGUCGAGUACAAAAACAUCUGUCUUAACAACAUGGUUCGCGGCUAAUUGAGCCAAUGAAAUCCCUUUUCCUCUGUUCUGAUGAUGUGAACUAUUUACUGGGAGGUUGGUUUCACGUCUGUUUGACGUUAGCUUUUGUGGGAAAGGCAGUUUGCACCAUGUAGCGCACAUAAAAAGUUCCAGGCUGCAGAGACAAACAGUGAAUAUGUGAAGAAAAAAAACUUUAUCAGGCAUUUGGGAACAGUUAUCUAAGACCUUCACAGGAGUUUGCCAGUGGUUGGCAAAAUAAGAAUAAAUUCAGUGGUUGUUUACUCAUGAAUGUGCAUAACCUGUCAUAAAUAAAUUAGUAGUUUUCA